Molecule: messenger RNA, 3383 nt
Organism: Globicephala melas (long-finned pilot whale)
Lineage: Eukaryota; Metazoa; Chordata; Mammalia; Artiodactyla; Delphinidae
Product: uricase
Biological process (GO): purine nucleobase catabolic process; urate catabolic process
Cellular component (GO): peroxisome
Molecular function (GO): urate oxidase activity
Source: RefSeq, a predicted model, not a curated record
UUCCGCUGCUGCUGUUUCCACCGCGUGAACAUUAAGUGUCGCCGCUGUUUGUUCUUAAUCUCCGAAACGCUGAAGCCUGGAGGAAAGGCAGCCGCCUUCGAGGGUUGGACCCCACUUUCCGUCGUCCCAUCCUCAGCGACUGCAGCCUCCUGAGGUUCUUCAGUAGCAGCUUUGCGUUUCAAGCCUUUGUUUCCGCUGCCGCCGCUCUUUUCCCCGGCCUUCGCCAUGGUAUUUUUGCUCCUUGUGGUCUGUACGGAAACGGAAGUAGCUUUCUCCUCCGACCCCCGUCUUUAAGCUAUUACUUCCUGGGUCGGAAAGUUCUUAAAGGGAAAUGUAUAGUUUUGUGAGAUCUAGCGGUUUAAGAAGGUGCUGAAAUUUAGGCUUAAGGAGAGUUUAGGGAGCUUGCCCAGCCGUGUGAACAAUGAAAUGAUGAGUUGGUGGAAUACGUUAUUGAGCGUUUUCCGUGUGCCGACCCCCUAAAACCUAAGAACAAAACAAUCUUUGAAGUAUAGAGAGUUUACAUUCUACUAGAGACAAAAAUGAGCUCCCAAAUAAUUAGUGUGGUAAGCUAUUAAUAUUAAGUAGUGCACGGUGUGGAAAGAAUAGAACAGUAUAAAAGAAGAUGAGGGGAUAGAGGAGCAGAUUACAACUCUUAAAUAGGAUUCUCAGAGUGGGCUUCAUUAUUGAGCAGAGAUUUGAAGGAGGUAAUGGGGCAUACUAUGCAGUUAACUGGGGGAAGAUCUGUUAAUCUGAGAAAAGCUGUCCAGGCAAAGGAAACUUACAGCUCCAGGGCUCCUAGUCAGUAGCAAGCCUAGCUUGUUCAGGAAACACCGUGGAAGCCAGGAGUCAAAUGAGAAAGGAGGAGAGUAAGUGCUGGCGGGAGUGGGGUGGGGGUUAGGGUGCCAGAUUGUGUAGGGUUUUGUAAGGACUUUGGCUUUUAUGUGACGUGAAGAUUUCUUGGAGGAUUUUGAGAAAAGGAAUGGCGUGACCUGACACAUUUUAAAAGCAUCACUCAGACUCUUCUCUUGAGAAAGGACUGUAGGGGAGGGAAAGUGACAGGAGGGGCGAAAUGAAUGUCAUGAACCAGGGUGGUUCUAGUGGAGGUGGUAAGAAGUGAUCAGAUUCUUCCUACGAUUGAAUAAAAGGCAUGAGAGAAAGAGAAGAAUCUUGGAUGACUCCAAGAUUUUUUAACCGAGUGACUGGAAGGAUGGAGUUACCAUCAAUUGAGAUGGGAGAGACUUCAUGUGGAGCAAGUUUGAAGGUGAAUGUUCAGGAGCAAAGCACUUGAUGAAGUAAGCUGUGGAUCCUUUAAAGAGGCAGAUGCAUGAAGUUGGAAGCAGUGAAUAUGCAGGGUACAUCAAGUUGAUUGUGGAGAUUUAAUCCGCUGCUGCUGAGGCUGCUGGGAGAGAUUUCCCUUUCUCUUCCUUGUUCGCACAGCUCCUGGCGUUCAGCUUUGGAUUUGGCCCCGCCUCUGCAUGCUCAGUGGCCACGGCUCACGGGCCCAGCCGCUCCACGGCAUGUGGGAUCCUCCCGGACCGGGGCACGAACCUGUGUCCCCUGAAUCGGCAGGAGGACUCUCAACCACUGCGCCACCAGGGAAGCCCCUGUUUUUUCUUUUUCUUUUGCCCUACCCAGAAUGAUGAGAUGGAUCUUGUCCGAACUGGCUAUGGGAAGGAUAUGGUAAAAGUUCUCCAUAUUCAGCGCGAUGGAAAAUAUCACAGCAUUAAAGAAGUGUCAACUUCAGUGCAACUUACUCUGAGCUCCAAAAAAGAUUACCUGCAUGGAGACAAUUCAGACCUCAUCCCUACAGACACCAUCAAGAACACAGUUCAUGUCCUGGCAAAGUUCAAAGGCAUCAAAAGCAUAGAAACUUUUGCUGUGAAUAUCUGUGAGCAUUUCCUUUCUUCUUUUAACCAUGUUAUUCGAGUUCAAGUCUAUGUGGAAGAAGUCCCUUGGAAGCGUUUUGAAAAGAAUGGAGUUAAGCAUGUCCAUGCAUUUAUUCAUACUCCCACUGGAACACACUUCUGUGAGGUUGAACAGUUGAGGAGUGGACCUCCAGUCAUUAAUUCUGGAAUCAAAGACCUCAAAGUCUUGAAAACAACCCAGUCCGGAUUUGAAGGAUUCAUCAGGGACCAGUUCACCACCCUCCCUGAGGUGAAGGACCGGUGCUUUGCCACCCAAGUGUACUGCAAGUGGCGCUACCACCAGGACAGAGACGUGGACUUCGAGGCCACCUGGGACACUGUUAGGGACGUUGUCCUGAAGAAAUUUGCUGGACCCUAUGACAAAGGCGAGUACUCGCCCUCUAUCCAGAAGACCCUCUAUGACAUCCAGGUGCUCUCCCUGAACCAGGUUCCUGAGAUAGAAGCUAUGGAAAUCAGCCUGCCAAAUAUUCACUACUUUACCAUAGACAUGUCCCAAAUGGGACUGAUCAACAGGGAAGAGGUCUUGCUACCAUUAGACAAUCCAUAUGGCAGAAUUACUGGUACAGUCAAGAGGAAGCUGACUUCAAAGCUGUAACAUUGUGGCCACCAGUGGGAGUCCAUUCUCAGUUGAGGCAUUCCUUAAGCCACUUGUGAUGCUGGAAAUCAUAGUGUGUAGACCUGCAAAAUUUCAACUAGUAUGUUGAUUUAUAGCGUUCAUUUCAUGCCUACAUGAAAGAAUUCUUCUAUACUAGCUCAGCAAGGUGUUUCAGAAUGAGUAAUUAUAACAUGCUUUGUGGACACAGUUUACUUCACAAAUGCUGAGCAGUAUUAGAAUAAUCAUAAAUCAAUAUUUCAGUGGUCUUGUUCCUUCCUAUCUUAGAGAAGUUUUAAAAUCCAUUCAUUAAGAAGAUAAUCAUGAAUCAAUGGAGGUGUGUUACCAGUUAAUUUUGUGCACAAAUUUAAGAAGUCAGCAUUGUUUUCAUCCUACUGAUGCUAAAACUUGCUCCUUGGUAAUGCAGAAAAUGUAAUGAUAAUAUCAUAUUUUGGAAAAUAUCACCAUUGUGACUUCAAUUAGACGAAUACUUAAGUCCUUAAGAAUGCUCUAGCAUAUGUAUCAUUGGGAGUACAUUUCCACUCUAAAAGUACUUUUGUAAUCUUAAUGUAUUGGUUUUAUGACUUUUACAACCCUUAAAGAAUAUUUAGUAUACACUGAGGCACUGAAAAAAGUGUAAAUGGUUUGUCUUUGAAGAAUGCAUCACUUUGGCACAAAGAGCCACAUUUAGUAAGUGGUAAGUCAAUACCCAGGUGGUUGAAUAUACAUAUAGAAAGACUAGAGACUAUAUUUAUGAAAAUAUCAGCAAUGAUGAUUUCUGGAUGGGGGGAUUAUGAGUGAUUUUUAUUUUUUUUGUCAUGUGAUUUUCACAUUUAUUAAUUUUAUAAUCAGGGUAAUAAAUUUAA